Heteronotia binoei (common prickly gecko) is the source of this 1369-nucleotide messenger RNA. It is a transcript of the gene CD34, whose product is annotated as CD34 molecule. The record is from RefSeq and is a predicted model, not a curated record. Gene Ontology annotation, cellular component: membrane. Gene Ontology annotation, biological process: cell-matrix adhesion. Bases 176 to 1255 code for a protein of 359 amino acids. The transcript is spliced from 8 exons. Lineage: Eukaryota; Metazoa; Chordata; Lepidosauria; Squamata; Gekkonidae.
AGAAUCUUGAGCCACAAGCACAACUACCCCACAAUGUACUGACAUCAAAAGGGUUUCAAGAGAAGAAAUACUUGAGCCUCAGCUGUACUGCAGAAAAACUAAAACCCAAGAGAAAUUUGGAGAAACAUUCGGCUUUACUCAUAGGCAGGAAUUGCUUUAUAAACCACCACUGGGAAUGAUGUUACAGUGGAGUUCAACAGCAAGGGAAAGGAGGCAGAUUUUUUGGACAGCAUUCUGUGUUUUGAGCCUAUUGGAAGAUCAAGUUUCAGGUGAUGGUACAACAUCCACUCCUACUGCAUUAACUUCUUAUUCAAGAGUUUCCACCAAUGUAGCAUCAACAGCAGCAAUCAACUCCCUUCCAACAAAGGCUUCCACUGCCCCUACAAAUAGCGCUCAAACACCAAGAGCUAUUUCAAAUGUCACCACCAGCCCUUCAAAUCUCACUUCAACAGAGAAUGUAACACUUGUUACAAACCCCCCAGCAGCAGGCAAUACAACAUCUGCUCACAGCAAUGGGACAAUCACCUCAUCCCUGACUUCAUCUACACUUCUGCAAGCUGUUUCUUCAACUGAUCAACCAAAUAACUUCUCUGACUCACUUAACACAGCCCAAGCUGGUGACAGCAGUAUGAUGGGCAACAUCACAUGCUUGAAUAUCAAACAACUGACUACUUCUCAUGUGAUAUGCUUGAAACUCAAUGAGACCUACUCAUGUCAAGAAUUUAAAGAGAAGAAAGGAACCCACUUUAAAAACAUGAUUUGUGAAAAGGAGUCAAAUCAGUGUGACAUCAAACUGGCAGAUUCAGAGUUGAACAAGAAAUGCAUACUGCUGGUUGAAGUUAACAAGAAAGGUGCAGAUGCACUAGAUGCUUUCCUACAGAAACAAAGUGCUUUGACACAGCUAGGGAUACAAUAUGAAAAACAUGGUAUUGAAAAUCACAAGAGCUAUACCCGGAAGACACUUAUUGCCUUGGUUACCACUGGUCUGCUGCUAGCAUUUCUGGGAUUGGCUGGAUACUGCCUUAUGAAACGACGGAGCUGGAGCCCCAUGGGAGAAAGGCUGGGUGAAGAUCCAUAUUACACAGAAAAUGGUAGUCGUGGCAACACUGUGAUAUCUGUGGCUUCUCAAGAACAGUCUGACCUGCAGGAUAAACCAAACCUCAAUGGAGGAGCCCGAGAAAAUGGGACUGGCCAGCCAGCUGCAAAAAAUGGACAGUCAUGCAAGCCCCAUGUUGUUGCUGACACUGAACUGUGAAAUAUGCCACAGUCAAAAGUCUAAUUGAAGUGGCUUGAAAACCCAGAUUAGAAGGCUAGAGAAGCUAAGAAGCAAAGAGUAUUAUAAAUGGCAUCAUAAUCCUGUUUUAUUUUG